Molecule: messenger RNA, 858 nt
Organism: Closterium sp. NIES-65
Lineage: Eukaryota; Viridiplantae; Streptophyta; Zygnematophyceae; Desmidiales; Closteriaceae
Source: the annotation of a GenBank genome assembly
AUGCUCCUCGUGGGCCUCGCGGUUGCCGACAAUCAGGAUCGCAAGCGGGACGGCACGGGCAACCAGGACCGCGACAGGAAGCGCGACGGCUCGUGCGCCAAAUCCGGCACGUGCACCGGCAACAAGAACGGCGGCAACCCCGGUGGUCGCGGCGGCAAUGGCGCUGGGAGGGGGAAUCAGGGGAAGAAAGGCACGGGGAUGUGCAACAAAAGCGGCAGCGCGAGUUGCGACGGCAGCGGGCGGAAGAACGCGGUGAUGGCGAGCGCAAAUGCGGUGGCGGCUGCUGACGUGGCGGCAGCUGACGUGGACGUGCAGGCGUGUGACGGGGCGAAGCAGGCGGGGAAGCUGAUGAGCGGAUUGAGAAAGAGCGGAUUCAACAAGUUCGCGGCGGCGCUGCAGCAUACAGGCCUGGCGGCGGAGUUCCCGGAGGUGAUGUGCGGGCAGGGGGGCGGGGUGACGGUGCUGGCCAUCCCCGACGCGCCCAUGGGGCAGCUGCCCCCUUCAGUGCGAGGGGACCCGCUGAUGCUGAGGGAGCAGCUGCUGCUGCACGUCGUCAAGGGCGCCCGCCCCUACUCCCGCAUGCAGGCGCGCGGCAAGAACUACAAGUUUGCCUGUGCGGCGGGGGCGGGGGCAGGGCGGCUGGUGAAGGCGAGCCAGGGCAGCGCGGCGCUGGUGCUGCGAGUGGGCAGGGGGUGGGGGCAGGCAGCAGCCGUGACGCGCCCCGAUGCCUUCCGGUGCACGGGGGGGGCGGUGCACGGAGUGAACUGCGCGCUGGGCUUGGGGCGCAUGGGCAGGCCGGGCAGGCGCGUGCCUCUGGGGCAGUGCCUGCGCAACGGGAGCGACCAGGAUGAUGACUAG